GUCAUUUUCUAAUUCGCUUGUCAAUAUUGUGAUCACAAGUAGUAGUCGCUAUAUCUGCAGUAGCAGAGCGUCUCUCAGUCUCCGACAACAAAUCAUCGGCGAAGAAGUGAUAUUUCCGGCGAUCGGAGGCAAAAUUGAUAGUCGAUGGAUAAAGAGAAGGAUCAUGAAGUUGAGUGGCUUGAAGCUCAGAAGAUAGAGAUAAGCGUUGACUUAUUUGCUGCAGCCAAGCAGCAGCUUCAGUUCCUAGCAACUGUUGAUAGGAACCGGUGGCUCUACGAAGGCCCUGCACUUGAAAAAGCCAUCGACAGGUACAACGCUUGUUGGCUGCCUUUGCUUGCCAAAUACUCCGAGGCAUCAGUUAGUGAAGGGCCUUUGAUCCCUCCUCUUGACUGUGAAUGGAUUUGGCAUUGUCACAGGCUUAAUCCGGUGAGGUAUAAGUCUGACUGUGUGCAAUUUUACGGGAGAGUCCUCGACAAUUCUGGCGUUGUAUCUUCCGUGAAUGGAAACUGCAGAUCAAAAACUGAAGAUUUGUGGAAGAAAUUGUAUCCUGAGGAACCUUAUGACCUAGAGUUGAGGAAGGUAGACUCGGAGCAUAUCUCUGAAAAAACUUCGGCUCUUGAGAAAUGCACCAAAUAUGAUCUGGUUUUAGCUGUAAAGAGGCAAAGCCCAUUUUACCACCAGGUUUCGAGAUCCCAUGUAAACAAUGACAUCUUUCUGCAAGAAGCUGUUGCUAGGUAUAAAGGGUUUCUCUAUCUGAUUAAAACGAACCGAGAAAGGUCAUUGAAACGGUUUUGCGUUCCGACUUAUGACGUUGACCUUAUCUGGCACACGCAUCAGCUCCACCCUGUGUCUUACUGUAAUGAUUUGGAGAAGCUCAUUGGUAAGGUCUUGGAGCAUGAUGACACAGAUUCUGACCGAGGAAAAGGUAAGAAGCUCGAUACCGGUUUUUCUAAUACUACUGCCCAAUGGGAGGAAACAUUUAGUACGAGAUACUGGAAAGCCGGUGCAAUGUAUAGAGGCAGUACACCUGCACCUGUCACAACUUCUCCUUUUGCUUCUGAUGUUUUGAGCAAAGAACCAACUGUAAAAGACGAUUCACAGAACUUAAUCCAAUUUCCUGAGGUGGAAGUUGUUGAGGUGCUCUUGGAGAUUAUUGGGGUUAGAAACUUACCAGAUGGACAUAAAGGAAAGCUCUCGGUUUUGUUCAGUAAAAGCCAGCCUGAUUCUCUUUUCGAUUCUGAACGUAGACUGACCAUUUUAUCUGAGGUUGGAGAAAAGCAAGUUGCGUUUUUCCAGUGUGAACCUACAGGAGAGCUUCGUUUCCAACUUGUUUCCUCUUCACCGUCCAAGAUACCAGUUUCGAGGGAGCUUAAAAGCUUAGGUUUUGCUUCUUUGUCACUAAAGGAGUUUCUGUUUCCAGUUAUUACUCAACUCUCUGUUGAGAAGUGGUUGGAGUUAACAACACCCAGUAAAGGUGGUGGUAAAGCUGAUCCAAAUCCCAUAGGCCUGCGAGUGGCUGUCUCAUUGACUCCACCGACACGCAGUCCAUCUGUUUUACACAUGGUUGAGUCGAGACCAUCGUGCAAUGACUCUUGCUUCUUUUCAAUCAUGAGAAAGUCCCGUCAGGCUAAGAGUUCAACACAGGUUGUUGAUGAAACACAAGCAGAGGUGAUCACACUCCAAAUGAGUGAUGGAGCAACAGUUAAAGGUGAUCACACUGCUCAAAGACAAGUGAUUGGUGUGCUUGACUCUGGUGAAACUCGUGUGCUCGCGGAAUGUAAUGGCAGUUUCUGGUCUUUGUUGGACUCCAAAUGGUCACUUAACCAAACGAAUGCCAAUCCGCUCUUUGAGCUUUUGGGUACUCGAGUGGUGAAAAUUUUCUCUGGGAGGAAGCUGGAUUAUGAGCCAAAACACUGCGCAAACCGUGGAAAUGAUCAAGAUUUUAUGACACUUGUGGAAUUCUCUAAGAAACAUCCAUAUGGAGAAGCUGUGGGAUUGUUGGAUUUGAGACUCGGUUCCAUUGAGGCCAAGGAGAAUUGGUUGGUUUUGCCCGGUAUCGUAUCUGCUUUCAUAAUCAAUACCCUUUUGAAGAAAGGAGGAGGCAACGGGUUUAAUGUCACAACCAAAGUGGCGCAACAAGAAAGCCUCAAAAGUAAUGGACUAAAAGAGGAAACCAAAGAGACUAAACUUGUUUCUACGGUGAAGGCAAAUGGGGAGACAGGAGCUGCUAUCAUAGCUCCUAAAAAAGGCGGUGGCUGCGGUGGAGGAUGCAGCGGUGAAUGUGGAAACAUGGUGAAAGCAGCAAUCGCUAGCGGUUGCGGUAGUGGCUGUAGUGGUGAAUGUGGAGAGAUGGUGAAAAUAGCAAACGCUAGCGGCUGUGGUGGUGGUUGUAGUGGCGAAUGUGGAGACAUGAUGAAAGCAGCAAACGCUAGCGGUUGCGGUGGUGGCUGUAGUGGAGAAUGCGGAGGCAUGAUGAAAGCAGCAAACGCUAGCGGUUGCGGCGGUGGCUGUAGCGGUGAAUGCGGAAACAUGGUGAAAGCAGCAAACGCUAGCGGUUGCGGCGGUGGCUGUAGCGGUGAAUGCGGAAACAUGGUGAAAGCAGCAAACGCUAGCGGUUGCGGCGGUGGCUGUAGCGGUGAAUGCGGAAACAUGGUGAAAGCAGCAUAAUAUGGUGGUUGUGGCCUUGUGGAGGUGACUUUAGUGGUUGCAGAAAAGCGGUUGCGGUAGAGGCGGUUGCGGUUGCGGUGGCAUGGUGAAAUUGGAAUAAACGACACCGUUGUGACUUGAAAAACAAUAGCAAACCGGUAAGGACUGUAUGUAAAAUAAAUAAAGCUUUCUGUACUUCUUUCAUUAUGUACUAAAGUUUAAUCUUUGGUUUGUAAAUAUGAAAAGUUUGUUGUUUUUUUUGUUUGUACAAACGGAAAGUUUUUUUUGUUACAAUGAUUUCGUGUCCGAGUUGCUAGAAA
Messenger RNA from Eutrema salsugineum, 2966 nucleotides. Its product is annotated as glycine-rich domain-containing protein 1. Bases 145 to 2667 code for a protein of 840 amino acids. NCBI's taxonomy places the organism in Eukaryota, Viridiplantae, Streptophyta, Magnoliopsida, Brassicales, Brassicaceae. The record is from RefSeq and is a predicted model, not a curated record. The transcript has 9 exons.